Halichondria panicea is the source of this 2473-nucleotide messenger RNA. Its product is annotated as gamma-aminobutyric acid type B receptor subunit 1-like. The transcript has a single exon. The coding region runs from base 87 to 2363 and encodes 758 amino acids. The record is from RefSeq and is a predicted model, not a curated record. Gene Ontology annotation, molecular function: G protein-coupled GABA receptor activity. Gene Ontology annotation, biological process: gamma-aminobutyric acid signaling pathway; G protein-coupled receptor signaling pathway. Gene Ontology annotation, cellular component: G protein-coupled receptor heterodimeric complex; membrane. Lineage: Eukaryota; Metazoa; Porifera; Demospongiae; Suberitida; Halichondriidae.
UGACCAUGCAUGUGAUGAAUAUAUAGAUCAGUCUAUAAAGUAUAUCUAUCUACUGUAUAUUAGUUACAAGCUCAUGAUCAUAAUUGAUGGCUAUUGUACAAGUACUUGUUGCUAGCAUUUUGCUUGCUAGCGACGCUCUGGCUGCAGUUGGAAGCAAGAACCAAACUCUGUACAUCCUAACACUACUGCCCUAUCCUUAUAUCAACCCACUGUUUGAUCCCUCUUGGGUUGAAGGACCUCAAGUUUCCCUGGCUCUGGAAAUUGCUAAAGAAGAGAUCAAUAAUCAACUUGCAGUUCUACCAGGUUAUCAAAUUGAACUGAUUCGUGGUGACUGUGGAUGUGAGUAUGUGGACAGGGCUUACGAAGCAAUAGGAAGCACUACAUACUAUCCUGGUGUAUCCAAGAUGCCAAUCGGUAUAAUUGGUCCAGGCUGCUCGAGCUCAUCUAUUUCAGUCUCUUCAUUGACCAAUCGAGAGGCUUUAUCUCUUGUAACUGUUCAUGGCGGUGGCAGUCUAUCAUUGUCCAACAGAAUCAACUUUCCCAACUCACUUGGCACACUUGGAUCUGCAGAAGCAUUUGUGACUUUAACCAUUAAACUAAUGGACAUGAACAAUUGGCAUAGAAUAGGAAUACUGUUCAACGAAUUCCGACAAUUCUACUCCAGUACAGCGCAAAGUCUCCAUGACGUCAUAUCUUCUAACUCCAUGUUGAGUAGUUAUUUGUCGCCAGUUUACGAUAACUCUUACAUUCCAUUGUCAGAGAUUUUGCAACAAGGCAUUCGAAUAAAUAUACUCUUAACACCAGUGAGGACCACACGGCAAGUGCUCUGUCUAGCUUUGCAUCGUGGGAUUGUGUAUCCAGCCUACCAGUGGAUCGUGACCAGCAAUUCAUUCGAGGAUAUUGCUCAAAACGUGAGCUUCGAGCUCAACAAUCAAGUCUAUCAUUGUUCCGAGGCAGAAAUGCGACAAACUGCUCUCAAUAGAGUCUUGUUCAUAAAUUACCGUCUCUCCCAUCUUAACGAAUCAGCUCUUUCAACAUAUUCCAAGCACUCCUUCAAAGAAUAUGAUGCAUUAUUUCGGAAAAAACUUCAAGAGCAUAAUUUACAGAACAAUGCCAACAUAACGUAUUCUAUUUGGACCACUUAUUUCUACGACACCUUCUGGGCAUGGGCGGUAGUUUUGGACAGACUCGCCAUUAGAGAGCCUAAUAUUGACCUCACCCAGUUUCGGUAUGGGAACGCUUCAUUAUCAAACAUGGUGCUCGAGGAAUUCUACCGUCUAGACUUUGAGGGGGUGUCAGGAAGGAUACAUUUCAACAAUGACUCAGGAUUUCUAAACCGAGUUAUAUCUGUGUUUCAAGCAAAAUAUGAGAAUGCGACAAAAGUUGGUUACUUUGAUGGUGUGAACUUCACAGUUAAAGGCCUAGAAUCUAUAGACGGAGAGUUUCCAGAUGAAUACUUCAAUAUUGGCCCCGGUGUGUUUGCGGCUCUUUUCAUUGUGAUUGUUCUAGAGCUGGUGGUAGUAACAACACUCCAUGUGCUCACGAUAAAAUAUCGAUUUUCUGAAUCUGUAAAAGCUUCGAGUCCCAAGCUCAGUCAGAUAACCUUUAUUGGGUGCUAUCUCGUUAUAUUCACACUACUCCUCUACAUUUUCAGGAGGUAUCUCUUGUUAGAUGAUUAUACCUCAGUUUUUCUCUGCAACUUAACCUGGGCAUGGUUGCUUCCCAUCUCCUUUACACUGGGAUACGGAACAGUGGCUGUUAGAACAUGGAGACUGCAUCGAAUCUUCACACACUAUCUCAAUCCAGGACGCUUCAUUUCUGACCACUACCUCAUGGCCUUUGUAUUCAUCUUGCUUGGUGUUGAUGUUUUAAUUGGUACUUUGUGGGUGGCCAUUGACCCACUGCAAUUGAUCGUGAAGAAUGUUACCGUUUAUCGAGGUGUUGCAAACUUUGAAGUUUCCGUUCAGUCAUGCUUCAGUAAUAAUCCAUAUUGGUCAUAUGGGUUGGUGUUUGGAUACAAGGGAGUAUUGAUUGUCAUCGUUCUGGUGCUGGCAUUUCUGACUAGAAACAUUCAGAACCAGUCAUUCAAAACUAAAACGCUGCGUGUCAUGGUUUAUCUCUCCAGUUUGACUAUGGUGGUUGGAUUUGUGCUCUACUAUCUGUUCCUAUUCUAUAUUACUUCUCCGAUACCCUAUACAUCGUUUGCAAUUUUAAAUCUCACUUUCCAUGGUGCCCUGCUCCUGUUCAUAAUGCUGAUUUGCCUGCCUCCCCUCAUACCAAAGCUGCGUGAAGAGUUCUAUAAAAAUUCACACUUGAUCAAGCCCAAGAAGUUUAUUUUGAAAUCGAAAGUGAAAGCGUUCUGAUGGAGGGUUCUAGUCGAUUUUUAUAUGAUUUCUUGUGGUAUAUUUUUUGUGUAUGCACGCUAAUUACUUGUUCAUUUGCUGUACAUUUUUGGGGGUAUUUAAAUUUUCAU